Gossypium raimondii (Peruvian cotton) is the source of this 1121-nucleotide messenger RNA. RefSeq lists its product as uncharacterized. NCBI's taxonomy places the organism in Eukaryota, Viridiplantae, Streptophyta, Magnoliopsida, Malvales, Malvaceae. Gene Ontology annotation, biological process: regulation of flower development. The record is from RefSeq and is a predicted model, not a curated record. Gene Ontology annotation, cellular component: nucleus. Gene Ontology annotation, molecular function: protein binding. Bases 76 to 909 code for a protein of 277 amino acids. The transcript is spliced from 4 exons.
AAGUGACUCAAAAAUCAUAAACAACUACUUGGCAUUUAAUUCCCUUUCGAACCAUCUUCCCUAUUUCUUUCCUCAAUGGCUUAUUCUAUUCCUAAGCUCUACUCUACUUAUUCAUUUCCCAAUGAUUUUUCUCAGUUUCCAAAUCCAUUGACAGUUUCCCAAGAAAACUACACAGCUUGUGGUGCUAUCCCUGGUACAUCAUGGGAUCAUGAAGAUAUUAGCUUCCCAACGUUUUUAGACAAUGGUGGGGUCGAUGUUUUUCAACAAGAUUCUAAUCUAACAUCUCCAGUUUCAGUUCCAGUUCCAGCAGCAUUGUUUCCUGAACUAAUUGGGAUUUCAUCAGAUUUAGAUGUCCCAACAGCAUUGCCCCAUCAUUUCAAUAACGUUGCUGCUGGCUUUUGUGGCAUUGGAACCAUCCAAAAUCUUGGUGCCAGAUAUCAACUGCAAGAUGUCUGUGAGUUUGGAGACGAAUGCACUGGAUUUGUUCAUCAGGAUUUCAAGCCAAUUGAUCCAACUCUGGGACAAAAUUGGGGAAUUCAAGGCAAUCGAAUGCGACCGCCGGCCAUGGAAGACAGCAAUCUUAAGGUUGGUCGAUAUUCAGUGGAAGAAAGGAAAGACAGAAUUCUUAGAUACUUGAAGAAGAGAAACCAAAGGAACUUUAACAAGACUAUUAAGUAUGCUUGCAGGAAAACCCUAGCUGAUAGAAGAGUUAGAGUCCGGGGAAGAUUUGCAAGGAACACUGAAAUUUGUGAACAUCAAGACAUGGUAUUGAAGAGAGAAGAUGAUAAUUUACCCAAUGACAAAAACUUGUAUAAUUGCUGUGAAGCAGUCCAGAUGAAGCAUGAUGAAGAUGAUUGGCUGCAAGAGGCUAUGGCAAAUCUUAUGUAUUUACCUUAUAUUGCUGGUUGAUAAAUAUAGAUAUGUUAGAUGUACUUUGUAUGUGUACUGGGUUACUAAUGAAAAGUCUCAAGAAGGCGAUGCCGCCUCUUUUUUUUUUAAAAAAAAAACCACUCUAACCAAGCUCAUUGUUGUAGCAAUAGCAAUCUCUCUUUCAAACUGAUUGCUCUCAAAUAACCUUUAUUGUCAUACACAAAUACAAUGCAAAAGAACUUUGAGUUUAA